Molecule: messenger RNA, 1833 nt
Organism: Cyphellophora europaea CBS 101466
Lineage: Eukaryota; Fungi; Ascomycota; Eurotiomycetes; Chaetothyriales; Cyphellophoraceae
Exons: 4
Coding region: 1-1833 (610 amino acids)
Molecular function (GO): NADH dehydrogenase activity
Source: RefSeq, a predicted model, not a curated record
AUGAGCGGCCUCGUGUGGAGAAGCCAUCUCGCUGCCGACUAUCACCUCCCGUCUAGGUCAUUAAGCCAGUACACCUCUAUAACACCCUUUUUUAUACAGAACCGGCGAACUCGACUAUCCGUACCUCGAAGACAGCCAAGAAGAGGCUAUGCAGCAGUGGCAGAUCCUCCACCGCCGCUGAAGGAGGACAAGAGGGAGCGGGUUGUGGUACUGGGCAGUGGAUGGGCAGGCUAUGUCAUAGCAAGGAAGCUGGAUCCUAAGAAGUAUCGGGCCAUCAUGGUAUCUCCCAGGCCGUAUUUUGUCUUUACUCCACUCCUCAACGACUCUGCAGUCGGCACUCUGGAGUUUCGCAACGUCCUCGAAUCCGUCCGCCGCCGCACCUCCCACAUAGACUAUCUUCAAGGCUGGGCCGACGACAUCGACUUCGCCGCCAAGACGGUGACCGUUGAGCCUAACGUGCUCGACCAGAAUGUGGGCACCGCGCUCGUGGGUGGUAGCCAACGCAACGAAGCCUCUACCACCUCUAUUCCCGCUGACCAUUUUAAUCUUGGGGGCAACGCCCAACCAGGCGGUACUGGUCCGCGUCAAGUCCCUACUUUUCCUAUCAGCUACGACAAGCUGGUGAUUGCGGUGGGCUGUUAUUCCCAAACUUUCGAUACGCAGGGUAUCAGAGAAAACGCACUUUUCCUCAAAGAUGUCAACGAUGCUAGGCGGAUCCGACGGCGCAUCCUCGAUUUGUUCGAACUGUGUCGAAUGCCUUUCAUUCCCGAAUCAGUCAAGCGGUACUUGCUGCACUUUGCCAUCGUCGGUGGUGGACCCACGGGCAUGGAAUUUGCGGCCAGCCUAUCGGACCUGAUCGAUCAAGAUCUGAGUAAGAUCUACCCAGACCAAAUGCAGUAUGUACGGAUCACCCUGUUCGACGUGGCGCCCAAAGUGCUACCCAUGUUCGACAAGAGCCUGGCAGACUAUGCCGUGAAGCAGUACAAGCGGCGAAAUGUAGAAAUCAAGACAAGUCAUCACGUUGUGAGGCUGCGGAAGGGAUUCCCGAAUGACCCCAUCGCCAAGUCCAACCAGGAGGGUCAGGUCAAGCAUCGAGUGUACACCAUUGAGACCAAAGAAGAGGGCGACGAGGGCAUCGGCAUGUGCGUAUGGAGCACAGGUAAUAUGGCUAACCCCUUUGUCUCCAAAGCCCUCGACUCCGUCCGAACCUUCCCCACCUCCUCUGCCACCAUCCUCGACACCGACACGGGUACCAAGAUCGAACACCCAGACCAGCACAAGUGGCUCAUCCAGCGCGACUCCAAAACCGGUCUGAUUCUUGUCGACGACCACUUCCGCGUCCAGCUGCAGACCGGCCCCGCCAAUGGAGCCGCCGACAACAGCGCCAACAACGGCAAAGCCACUGAUGACGACGGCAGCAGCAGCACGACCGCGUCCGCCACAAUGAAUGACGUCUUCGCCAUCGGUGACACCACCAUCAUGGCCAGCGGCCGCCUCCCCGGUACCGCGCAGGUUGCCAACCAGCAGGCCCUGUGGCUGGGCAGCACGCUCAACAGACACCCGGGGGCCGCAGCGUAUGGUGCCGCCGACGGUUUCGGGUUCAAGAACCUGGGCGUCAUGACUUAUUUGGGAGGUAGCAAGGCGGUGCUGCAGGCGCCGAAGGGGGGUGACGAUGGCGGCAGUGGAGGGACGCAGGGCCUGAAGGGGUGGGUGGCCUUCCUGAUCUGGCGGGGCGCGUAUCUAACUAUGACGUUGAGUUGGCGGAAUCGGGUGCUGGUGUUGGUGCAGUGGGCGGCGGUCAAGGUGUUUGGGAGGGAUAUUUCGAGGUUUUAG